This is a messenger RNA of Metarhizium album ARSEF 1941, 1407 nucleotides long. RefSeq names its product Lipase, secreted. Gene Ontology annotation, biological process: lipid catabolic process. The transcript has a single exon. The record is from RefSeq and is a predicted model, not a curated record. NCBI's taxonomy places the organism in Eukaryota, Fungi, Ascomycota, Sordariomycetes, Hypocreales, Clavicipitaceae. Bases 1 to 1407 code for a protein of 468 amino acids. Gene Ontology annotation, molecular function: triacylglycerol lipase activity.
AUGUCUCGAGCAAGUUUGAUCUCGCUGCUUCGUUUUCUGGGCUUGGUUGUCGUCAGCCUUCCAUUUGCAUCCAGUCGAGCGUUAAACCAGCCACGAGCUCUUCCCCCUAGCAUAGAUCCUUUCUACAAGCCGCCCGCAGGCUUCGAAUCCAAAGCACCUGGAACUAUUCUUCGCCAGCGUCUCGUUAUAUCUGCUUUCUUCGGGCUAAUUCCGGACCCGGUUGAGACAUGGCAACUCCUCUACCGCACGACGGCCGUCGACGGCUCGCCCAUCGCCACGGUGACGACAAUCUUUAAGCCGCUUUCCCCCAAGCAAGACCGCUUCAUCUCGUUCCACACAGCGUACGACAGCUCGGCAACCGCUUGCAACCCCAGCUACAACUACCAACUGGGAGCUUUACAGAAUGACCUGAUUUCCGCGGCCGAGUUUCUCCUCUUGCAGGCGUACCUGCUCUCGGGCUACAUCGUGGCGUCGCCCGACUACGAAGGACCCGAUGCGGCCUUCGCGGCCGGUCACCUGGAGGGCAUGGGUGUCCUGGACGGCAUGCGAGCCGUGGUAAAUUUCAAGAAGACGCUGAACUUCUCAACAGCUACCCCCAUGAUUGUCGGCGUCGGGUACUCUGGCGGCGCCAUCGCAACCGGCUGGGCGGCAUCUUUGCACCCAACGUAUGCUCCCGAGCUGGCCAUGAAGGGCUGGGUCCAGGGCGGCACUCCCGCCAACCUCACCGGCGUCGUGGUAUUCAUCGACAACACCUUGUUCAGUGGCUUCUUGCCCAUUGCCGUCAAUGGCCUGAGCAAGCCAAGUGCGUACGGCGCGCAAAUGAAUCCCCUCCUCGAAAGCAUCGUCACACCGCACGGCCAAGACAUCCUCGACUUUUCCAACUCCCACUGCGCCGUCCCCAACAUCCUCGCCUUCCCAGAGCAAUCGAUACUGGCCACCAGCGUGCAGAGCCUAGGCCCUUCCCUCUUGUACCAACCGGACGUCGCAGUGGUUCUGCAGCAAAACACCAUGGGCACUCGAAAAAACGAGACGCCCACGGCGCCCGUGUUCCUCUACCACGCGGCCCUCGACGAGAUUAUUCCGUACGCAAAUGCCUCCGCCCUGUUCGAUGCCUGGUGUGGCUAUGGCGCCAACGUCAAGUUCACGACGUUUGCCAACGGCGGCCACAUCACCACCGAGGUCAUCGCCGUCGUGGACGCCCUCCAGUUUGUUUCUGAUGCCUUUGCCGACAAGGUCCCCGGCGGCUGCUCGCACAACACGGAGCUCAGCAGCACGCUGGACCCCAUUGCUCUCGGCGUGGCGCUUGAGCCUUUGCUGGUGCAGCUCAUUGAGGUGCUGGCAACUGCGGGCAAAAACGACGCCAAUAUUAUUAACGACAUCAGGACAUUGGGCAAGCACCGAGUAUGA